CCCUCCAUUCCUCAGUUUUGAUAACAUAGGCGAACACCUUUUCCCUUUCGCAGAAUCCUGUUAUUACACUGCAUAAGCAAAUGCUGGAACCAGUCGAAAAUGAACAAAACACCCUUGACGGUCAAUCGGACGACAACCCUCCUCAGUCUUCUGUUCCUCCACAUCUGUCGAAAAAUGCUCGGAAAAAGCUUUUGAAGCAGCAGAGGUUUGAAGCAAAGAAGGCAGAGAAGAAAGCCGCUAUUAAAGAGCAUAAGCAGAGGGAAGCGGAACGCAAGCGUCGGGAAUGGGAGGAGAAGCUUGCGACCCUAUCCGAAGAGGAGAAAACAAAGCUAAUAGAGUCUCGAAGAGAGCUCAGAAAAGAGAGGAUAGAGAAAGUAUCGGGAGAGAGGGAGAUGAAGAUCGAGAGAUUGAGGAGAGCCAAAGAAGAAGGUCAGAAGAUUGUCGUUGAUCUUGAGUUUUCCGAUCUAAUGGCGCCUAAUGAAAUUCACAGUCUUGUUCAACAGAUCAUGUAUUGUUAUGCAGUGAAUGGAAAAUGUCCUUUGCCAUGUCAUCUCUGGCUGACUGGAUGUAGAGGAGAAAUGGAGACCCAACUACAAAGGCUCCCAGGAUUCGAUAAGUGGGUAAUUGAGAAGGAGACUAGGUCAUAUAUUGAAGCCCUGCAAGAUCAGAAAGAAAAUCUUAUCUAUCUCACUGCAGAUGCAGAAACUGUGCUGGAUGAACUUGAUCCAAAGAAAAUAUACAUUAUUGGUGGUUUGGUGGAUCGAAACAGAUGGAAAGGCAUUACCCUGAAAAAAGCACAGGAGCAGGGAAUUCAGACUGCAAAACUUCCUAUUGGGAGUUACUUGAAGAUGUCAAGUUCCCAGGUGCUUACUGUGAACCAAGUGGUUGAGAUACUGCUCAAAUUCUUGGAAACGAGAGAUUGGAAGAUGUCAUUCUUUCAGGUAGUUCCCCAGAGGAAAAGAUGUGAAGCUGAAGCAGAAGUUUGGGUAAAAGAAGACACUGGCAAAGAUGGGUGCAGUGAGAGAAAAAAGAAGUGUAUAGAACAAUCCUCUCAUGGAGAGGAAAUUUGCUAACAUGAUCCUUUGCUUACGUUGUGCAAUGAAACAUAUUUCCUAACUAUCAUUUGGUCCUCUCAACUUGGUGCAACAUGUAUACAGGAAGUUGAUCCCCCCAAAAGUGAAAAUGUAAGAGGAAUACUUUCAUUGGUGGGAGAAAGUAGAAUUUGGUUAGAAGUAGGGUUAUUUUCAGAGUAGUCAAUACAUUUUUGUUUAAUGGGUUAACUGUGCGUGAACUUUAACAGGAAAAAGUUGUUUUUCAUAUCAAUUCCCAGUAAGACUUCGUUCGAGUUGAUA
This is a messenger RNA of Nelumbo nucifera (sacred lotus), 1352 nucleotides long. It is a transcript of the gene TRM10, whose product is annotated as tRNA (guanine(9)-N1)-methyltransferase-like protein. The record is from RefSeq and is a predicted model, not a curated record. Gene Ontology annotation, biological process: tRNA N1-guanine methylation. Lineage: Eukaryota; Viridiplantae; Streptophyta; Magnoliopsida; Proteales; Nelumbonaceae. Gene Ontology annotation, molecular function: tRNA binding. Gene Ontology annotation, cellular component: nucleus.